Erinaceus europaeus (western European hedgehog) is the source of this 1218-nucleotide messenger RNA. Its product is annotated as membrane-spanning 4-domains subfamily A member 5-like. NCBI's taxonomy places the organism in Eukaryota, Metazoa, Chordata, Mammalia, Eulipotyphla, Erinaceidae. Gene Ontology annotation, biological process: cell surface receptor signaling pathway. Gene Ontology annotation, cellular component: plasma membrane. The transcript has 5 exons. Bases 783 to 1160 code for a protein of 125 amino acids. The record is from RefSeq and is a predicted model, not a curated record.
GUCUGUAGGUGUCUAUCUUUCUCUCCCCCUCUCUGUCUUCCCUUCCUCUCUCCAUUUCUCUCUGUCCUAUCCAACAUCAAUAACAACAAUAACUACAACAAUAAAACAAGAACAACAAAAGGGAAUAAAUAUAAAUAAGUAAAUAAUAUAAUAAUCAACCCAUAUCUGUGACCUUGGGAGAACUGCAGUUUCCAAUGGAGGGAAUAGGGACACAGAAUUCUGGUGGUGGGAACAGUGAGGAAUUAUAUCCCUGCUACCUCAUAAUUUUAUAAAUAUGAAAUCACUAAUAAGGAAUUAAAAAAUACAUAAACAAAAAAAACUAUCUCUACAAAGGAAGUCAGAGAACCAGAGCACACCAGAUCCCUGGGCAGGGGCAUGCUGACACAAGCAGAAAGGAAUUAGUAUGCAUCGACUCCUCCCCACCCCCACUGCAUGACCCAGUGAUGGCUCAGAACCCGCAGACUUAGCGGAGCUUGGAGGCGCCCUGCGCGCAGGUGUCCACGUGGAUCUCCGCGAGCUUGGCCACAACCGCAGUGCGGGAACCGUGGGGCGGCAGCCAGGGGGAUGAGGGUCACCACCGAAGGGCAGCGUCCACUCGGCCAGCUCUGCAGCCAGAACCUCUGCGGUAGAAAGGUGGGAAUCGCCCGUCUAACCCUAGUAGCUCUGAUGUGUAGCUGUUCCUCUCACUGACCUCCGCACCCAAUCCUAUAGGAAACAACUAUUCAAAGAGUAAACUACAGGAACCGCCCUCUUGAUAGUCACACAGGUAAGAACAAGUGACAAUGCCAGGAUAUUAUCUGCAUAUAAAAAAAGAAACAAGAAUGCUGGGGGCUAUACAAAUAAUGAAUGGUCUCUUUCUUUCGUCCCUGGGGCAACUCUGGAUCUAUCUGUUUGUUACACAAAUGUAUGCAAUUGGAAAGAACUAUCCUCAUAUUGUCAUCUCAACGGGAUACCCAUUUUGGUCCUCUAUGCUGUUCAUCCUAUCAGGAAUCUUCACCGUAUUGCUAGAGAAGUGGCGUUUGAAAGUGCUGGUACCAGCAGAAGUGCAGCCUUUCCUGCCCAUGGAAGAGCCAUCAUCACCUCAGUGGAGAGGGGACGCUGAGAGGCAAAUGAAGAUCUGCAUUUCAUUCAGAAGGCUUCUCAGAAAGAAUGCAUUUUAAUUAAGUCCAUCUCUGUAUUUCCUUCCCCCCAGUUCAUGAAUAAAGAACUAAACUGAUA